Molecule: messenger RNA, 1377 nt
Organism: Rotaria sp. Silwood2
Lineage: Eukaryota; Metazoa; Rotifera; Eurotatoria; Philodinida; Philodinidae
Source: the annotation of a GenBank genome assembly
AUGUUAGGUACAAAACAACAUUGUGAAUAUAUUUUACAAAAAUAUUCAUCUGAUAAAUCAAAAAUUAAACCUGAAGAUUCUUCAUCAAAUCCAAAUUCAGAUCUUGUUAAUGAUUUAUUUCUAGUUAAUAUUCUUGCUCGAUUAAUUAAUAAAGCUCAAUUCAAUGAUACUGAUGAUGGUGGUGAUAUUCAUAAUACUAAAUGUUCUACAUGUGGAAUGAAUCCUAUUCGUCAAGUUGAUCGAUAUCAUUGUUUAGAAUGUAAAUCACCAACAUAUGAUUUGUGUGGACAUUGUUUUGAAAAACGUCGUGAAACAGGACGACAUUCAAAUAGUCAUGUUAUGGCACAUUUUAAAUUACCAAAUGAAAUGUUAGGAAUGUAUUUUUAUGAUGUUGACAAUGAAGUUACUUUAAAUAAAUUACGAAAAUUAGAUACACUACGACAUGAGCAACACGAUGGUACAACAUGUGAUGGAGUUUGUAAUCAAAAAGUAAUAGUUGGUUUACGUUUUAAAUGUGAUACAUGUCCUAAUUAUGAUUUAUGUGAAACAUGUGCCAUUGAAAAACGUGUUUGUACAAAAAAUCAUGAAAAAAAUCAUCCAUUAAUUUUAACUUCGAAGAGAGUUAUACCAAAAAUUGAUUCGAAUGAUAUUGAAAUUGGAGAAGUUUUAGGUCGAGGAGGAUUUGGUUUUGUAUGUAAAGCUAUAUGGCGACCAAAAAAUCGUCAAGUUGCUUGUAAAGUUAUUGAAAUAUCUAGUAGAGCAUCAAAAUCAGAUCCACUUCAUCGAAGUUUUCUUCUUGAAUUAGCUGCAUAUCGUGAAUUAUCCGGUCCAUAUAUUCUUCGAACAUAUGCUUAUGCAACUCGUAGGAUACCAUCAAAUCAUAAUCACGGAUCAAAAAGUCAGUAUAUGAUAUUAAUGGAAUUAAUGGAACGUGGAAGUUUACAACAUCUUCUUAAUCAUCUACCGAAUAAAUUAUCAUUAGGACGUAAAUUAGCUAUGGGUCGACAAAUAGCAUCAGGUAUGAAACGUAUUCAUCAACAUGGUAUGAUACAUCGUGAUAUUCGACCAGAUAAUAUUCUUAUUACGGAUCAUUAUGAGGCAAAAAUUGGUGAUAUGGGUAUUGCACGUGUUCUUGAUCCAACAGGUCAACUAACUCAGUUAGGUUGUAUACAAUUUAUGCCACCAGAAUUUUUUCGUUUUGCUGCUGCUGGACAUGUUCCAUAUAAUGACACAUUAGCUANUAUUUCCACAUCCAUUAAAUUUUCAAGUGAAAUAUUAAUGUUGGGAUUAUCUCUUCCUAACAUUAAAAGUUUAUUUAAAUUCAAUCCAUCAGUAGUAAAUGAUUCAAUAAUUAUAUCACGAAUUGUUUUUGCAUAA